Helianthus annuus (common sunflower) is the source of this 524-nucleotide messenger RNA. RefSeq lists its product as uncharacterized. The transcript has 3 exons. Lineage: Eukaryota; Viridiplantae; Streptophyta; Magnoliopsida; Asterales; Asteraceae. The record is from RefSeq and is a predicted model, not a curated record. Bases 123 to 359 code for a protein of 78 amino acids.
CAUUCUAUUCUAGUACAGUAUAAAUACAACCCAUUUCCACUUGGAAAAGGGGUACCAAAUUGUACAAUUAGGGUUUCUACUUUCUAUUUGGGUGGGAAACAGAGAGGCGGAGAUCGGAAAACAUGGGUGGAGGUAAUGCUCAGAAGUCCAAGAUGGCCCGUGAGAAGAACUUGGAGAAAGCUAAAGCUGCUGGCAAAGGGAGUCAGCUUGAAGCCAACAAGAAAGCUAUGAGCAUCCAGUGCAAGGUGUGCAUGCAAACUUUCAUCUGCACGACUUCGGAAGUGAAGUGCAGGGAACAUGCUGAAGCAAAACAUCCGAAAGCUGACGUGUACGCGUGUUUCCCUCAUCUGAAGAAAUGAUAACAGAUGUUGUUUGAAGGUUUUCAAGUGUGGUUACUGUCAAAUUGUGCUUGAAAUAGUAUGUUUAUAAUAUCAUUAACUCAUGUUGGUUGUUAUCAUUGUGGUUUAAGUGUUGGUAAGGACACCUGGUUCCAUUGUUUGGAAUAAUGCAUAGUUCUUAAGACA